Molecule: messenger RNA, 549 nt
Organism: Monosiga brevicollis MX1
Lineage: Eukaryota; Choanoflagellata; Craspedida; Salpingoecidae
Exons: 3
Coding region: 18-428 (136 amino acids)
Cellular component (GO): membrane
Source: RefSeq, a predicted model, not a curated record
CUAGGGCACCUCGCAGCAUGUCGGACACGCCCUUGGUCUGCCUGUUCUUGGCACUGGUCUUGAUCUAUGUGCCUUCGACCAUCAAGGCCAUCUGGAUCAAUCGUAAUGUGGACGGUGGAGUAAACAACAUUCAUCCACGCAAGCAGUUGGAUCUGCUGGCAAGCUGGGGUCUGCGUGCUUACGGCGCGCACCAGAACUCGCUCGAGACCUUUCCAGCGUUUGUGGCUGGCAUCUACGCCGCUCAAGUACAGAACGCAGACGAGACGGCCACCGAUGUCCUGUGCAUCCUCUUUGUCGUCUUCCGUGUCCUCUACAUUAUUGUAUACUUGAUCAACACCAACGCCUGCAUGGCCGCCCUGCGCACCAUUCUCUUCGUUCUCAGCAUGGCCUGCGUUAUUGGCCUCUUCAUUGCCGGCUUUGUCCAGUGAUCAAGCUUUUCCCCCAAGCAUACCCGCAAGUUGCGGGAGAAGAACGCUUGCCUUGGCCAUUGAGCCCUGCCUGAGUUGAAACCCCAUGCAUGUUAUUCACAUGUCAAUUCAUGUUGAGCAU